AUGUCAACGGGCCGAGCUCGCCGGGCCAUCCCGCCCGGUGGCCAUGCCUCUAAGGAGGACCUUAUGCUUGCUGUGACUAAUAGUUGGCCUAUUCGCCAACUUGACUCCUGCCUUUUAGAAUUCGUUCUGACUGUGAUCUUCAACUCUAUGCGUGGUGUGAUUCGGAUUUCAGAUUUCGUCGUUUAUUGUUUCUGUCUGAUGGCUGCGAGUGCCAAUCCGUCAUCAGGCGGCCAUAGCAACGCCUGCAACGGCAGUACAAAUGGCGGGAAGAGUAACGGCGCCGGUAGAGAGAAUGGGAAUGGCGCCGGCGGCGUCUCAGCGGACAACCCGGUGGCGGGACCCACACAGGUGGCUCUCCGCCACAAUCCCGGCCUGUCGCUAGAUUGGACGCACGAGGAGCAGUCUAUACUCGAGGAUUUGCUGGCAAAGUCGGCUCCCGGAGCUUUGUUUGUGCUGCUUGAUCUUACUUGGUAUCCAUGUCGCUUAGACGAAGACUUGACCGAAAAUCUUUGUAGUCUAACCUUAGCCACCCCAUUAAGACAAUACUGCAUUGACCCUUUUGUUCGUGGUAGCCAUACGUAUGCCUCAGAAUCCACUGUUGUUCGUUAUGCUAAAAUUGCUCAGGCGUUGAGUGAUAAAACUGUUCGAGAUGUUGCAUUACGUUGCAGAUGGAUGAGUAAAAAGGAGAACGGAAAGCGGAGGAAAGAUGAGAACAGUUCAAGGAAGAACAAAGAUAAAAAGGAAAAAGUUACAGAGCCAAAAUCUUCUCAAGUUGCAAACCGCUCCAAUGGCCAUCCCUAUGCUCAGUCAAUGAUGUCAGCGGACAGUGAUGAUGGAAUCUCAUUUAAAGGUUACUUCUAUGAAUCUGGUGAUAAUCUUAUUAGCUCGUGUUGUUUUUCAUUGAGAAUCAAAAUGACUUCCAAUAAUAGUGAUCUUUUGGGCAUAACUGUCAUUCUUACAUUAUCUUCCCCCGCUUCAGUUUCUAACCAAAUAAGAUAUGAACUUUACACGUUAAGCAACCUUAUAUUCAAAUGUAUUUCAGCUAUUGGUGGAGCUGCUGGGCAGCUUCUUGAGCAAAAUGCUCAGGCGUUGGAUCAAAUUUCGGCCAAUUUUUCUGCCUGCAAGAUUCAUGAGAACAUCAAUCUUUUCUGUCAAGCUCGGAGUAAUAUUGUUUCACUCUUAAAUGACUUAAGUGACAUGCCGGAAAUAAUGAAGCAGAUGCCACCUCUUCCGGUGAAGCUGAAUGAAGACCUUGCAAACUCCAUUCUUCCUCAUACAUUCAUGCCGAAUAAACCUUGAGAUAUCCUCAUAUAGGUAGCAUCCGGGUCAUUAGAGAUUUCAUUUAGAAGUCAGUUUGCCCGUCUCAUGCUGAAUCUAAAUAUCUGUAAAGAUGUGCCCCACUACAUUUUUAUGUAGUUGUGGCAAAAUAAGUUGGCUGAUCACCUCAAGUUUAGCUUCAAGUGUUAUCUGAAGGUGGUGUUUAACUUUUGCUUAUCGUUCAAGUCUGUUGAUGUUUCUUUGAAAAUAGUCUAGCGUAGAGUUCAUUUUUAUGACUGUAAAUAAGGGUAGGCGUAAAUAAUUUGACGUUCAAGUGUCAGCUGUGUAGUUAUCGUCCGAGCAUGUAAACUUGCAAAACUCUGCAUUUCUUAACUUCCAAUAACUGAUUAGAUGAUUGUUUCUGUUGCUCUCUCCUUUUUUUUUUUUU
This is a messenger RNA of Striga asiatica, 1705 nucleotides long. The record is from the annotation of a GenBank genome assembly. Lineage: Eukaryota; Viridiplantae; Streptophyta; Magnoliopsida; Lamiales; Orobanchaceae.